Lycium barbarum (goji berry) is the source of this 4960-nucleotide messenger RNA. Its product is annotated as 2-alkenal reductase (NADP(+)-dependent)-like. The record is from RefSeq and is a predicted model, not a curated record. Gene Ontology annotation, molecular function: 2-alkenal reductase [NAD(P)H] activity. NCBI's taxonomy places the organism in Eukaryota, Viridiplantae, Streptophyta, Magnoliopsida, Solanales, Solanaceae. The coding region runs from base 581 to 2626 and encodes 681 amino acids. The transcript has 7 exons.
AAUCAGUAAUCCAUUUUAUAUCCUCAAAACAUGCAAGGUGGCGGAAAUAGACGUUGAAUGUUCAUAUAUGGAUGGGAUAUGUACAUCAACGAGGUCAAGGCCCAUUUAUCUGGAUCAAAUCAACGACCAAUUGGAUCGACCCGGGCCCAUUCUACCUUGCCCGAGAAUCCCUCUCAACACAACAACAGCAACACCCCCUCUUACCUCGACCAAUCCAAACCGUCCACGUGUCAACAACCAUAUUCCCUCUCCCAGCUUCCCUUUGGGACGUACCAGACAAUUGAACGUUGAACUUGAUCGAGACAAAAAGCAAGAGAAGGGUCACCGUUGUUGAUAAGGAGGAGGAGAUUAAACACUCCUCCUAAUCCAUCAACCUUAGUCCCGACCCAUUUGCUCAAUUAUUAUUAAAUGUUACCUUUUAGGAUCGUAUCAAAUUCAACGUGAAUGUAAUAUAUUAAGUAUUUUCAUACACAUUUUCUCUCUCUCUUUUACAUAAUAUAUAUGUAUAUAUAAUUCGAGCAAAGGGUCAUUUUAUCGUGUUCUAGCGGAGGCUGAUGUCCGAAAGGCAUAUCGGAUUUGAAUGAUGAUGGCUAAUAAGGAGGGACUUGACUCAUUUUCUCAAUUCCGAAUUAGGGUACGGCAAUCAAAAGGAAACCAAGAACUGAAUGAUGAGUUGGAAGUAAAAGCAAAUGAACUCGAGAAGCUUUUCGCCGAGCAUAAACUACGUACUCCUCCUGGAAAUAAAUCUAAUUCUACCCCCAGAAUUACUAGGCAUAGUUACAUGCAAAGCUGGCCAUCCGUAGACAAUGCUUUUGUCGAUCAAAUGUUUGACAAUGAUACAUUUAUGGGACCUAAAGCUACAUCUACUAGUAUUAAUAUAGACAAAUCGGUUGCCUCUUCUCGGACAAAAGUGAUUCAUAGGAACUAUUCUGAUGAGCUAAUUAGUUUUUCGGAUGGUUCUCCAGGGAAAUUUUAUGAUAUGUAUAUGCAAAAAAGGGAUGCAAAACUUAAGGAAGAAUGGAAUUCUAAAGGACCAGAGAAGGAAGCCAAGUUGAGGGCUAUGGAGGAUAGCCUUGAGAGGAGUACAGCUGAAAUGAAGACUAUUGAGAGACUCCGAUCAUUUAACUCCAGCUCGAUUUUUAGCGGAGAUCAGCAACAUUCAGUACUAUUUGGGCAAAGUGAUGAUAGAGAAGAUACACCUGAAUUUUUGAAGCAGAAAAGAAAUGAUGAACUCAGGUCUUCCAGUGAAACAUCUUUGGAAGAAGUUUCUAAGCAUACUACUCCGAGGAAGAAACAACAUUUACCUAUCAAAACUUCAUCCAAACCUCGCACCAUAGUAGGAUCUGUUCCAAGGUCUCCUAUGAAGGUUUCUAGUAGUCCUUCCUUUUGGCGAAGAUCUCAACCUGAAAGUCCACUUGCACGCUCCGUUCCAAACCUGUCUUACAUGAGAAAGGAAAGUGCAGAGCCUUCUUCUCCAUCUGGUAAAACAACAACUCGGUCACAAUCCAAAACGUACUCACGUAGCAAAUUACUGCACUCACAGUCCUUAAGAAAAAACACUGCUUUGAAAUCUGAGGGUGUUAUUUUAGCACCUCUCAAAUUUGACAAGGACAAGAUGGAACAAAGUCCUAAAAGUGUAAUUCCAACACCUCUCAAGUCUGGGAAGGACAAGAUGGAGCAGAGUCUGAGUGAUAAAUUUCACAACAUUUCAGAUACUAAGACCUCCCUAAAGAAGGGAAAAGAUGCUGACUUCAGUUCAAGCGGCGGUUUGAUUGAGUCUAAUGUUGCAUCUAGUUUUGCAAAUAAUGAUAAUGAUGAUGAUGAUAUGGAAUUGGAUUCUGAUACCUCGGAGGAUAGAGUUGAGGAAGACUUUGAGAACAUGACAUCUGCAGUUGAUGAGAAUUUCGAUAAUGGGACACCAAGACCUAGCCACGAGAUGGAGAAGUUGGUAAAUUCUGGUUCAGAAAAUAGACAUGUCCUCCAGAGAUCAUUUUCUCAAGUUUGCUAUGCUUCGGAAGCUGGAUUAUCGCCUUGUUCUGUGCCUUCCAACUUUCUAAAUAGUCCAGUCUCGCAGACUCAUCAGAACCCUUUUUCUUAUCCUCAUGAGAUGUCUGAUGUUGAUGCUUCAGACUUCUACUCUCCUGUGGGAAGUCCUUCAUCCUGGAAUUCACAUUUUCUGAGUCCAACACAGACUGAUGGUGCUGCUAAAACGAGGAAGAAAUGGGGAACCUCGGCUCAGAAUCCAAUCCCUAUCGUAAAAUCUUCUCAAACUUUAUCUCCCAAGGAUAAGGCUAAAGGAUUAAAACGGUUAUUAAAAUUUGGGAGCAAAAACCGUGGCACUGAUAGUUUGGUCAAAGACUGGAUUUCUGCUACUGCUUAUAAAGAAGGUGAUGGCAGAGGAAACGGACGGGAUCCUCCUAACUGGUCUGAUUGUAGCUCAUAUGAGGUUGAGGUUUUCAACAAACGAGUUUUUGCAAUUCAACCCUUGCAUAGUUCUAUUCCGGCACCUCCAGCUAACUUCAAACUGAGGGACGAUCAUUUACCAGGGAGCUCAAUAAAGGCUCCAAGAUCAUUCUUUUCUUUGUCGUCAUUCAGAAGCAAGGGAAAGGACUUGAAGCCAAGAUAAGUCUCGCGAAGGACAAAAAUUCCAAUGAUAAAAACAUGGAAUUGCCUUGAUGACACACAUUUCAAAUCAUAUUUUUUUCAGCCAGAGCUUGAGGUAUGUGCGUGCUAUGUACAACCUACAAUCAUCUAAAUACAAUUUAUUCUUGUACAUGUUGUAGUACUAUAUCAUUGGGCUCGCUAGGCCUUGCUUGUACUUUCAUUCUUGUUGUUUAAGUAUAUAACGUUAUUUAUUGCCUUGAGAAGACAGUUCCCACAGGCUGAAUGUUGAUGUGAUAUUGGCAGUUAGAGAAUUCUUCUUCUAUUUUUAUCUUCUGUAUUCAAGCUUGAUUUUUGUAAAUAUUAAAAGUUGGGUUUAUGUUCAGAAUUGAAUAUCAGCAGUUUGGAAGGAGUUGAGCUAUUUUAUUCGUGUGUAAUAUUAAAUCUAACAUUUCUUGUUAUUGAACAGAACGGUGGCUGCAGAAUACAGUAAAUAAUAGUUCCCAUUAAGAAUACUUAGUGGUACUGGUUAAUCUUGUGAUUCUGCUGGGAAAUACACUGGGCCAGUGUAGUUUAUUUUAAUCAAAUGCAGAUAAGGCCAAAGAAAAAUGGAUUGUUUGCUAUGGUGACUGUUGAAGUUGGCAGCCAAAAAGGAAAUCCAUAAAGCCGAGUUGAGAGUUGAGACGCCUACUAUUUCAAGAAUAAUGAGAUUUCUUUACCAAAUGCAACUAAAAGAGUAGAAAGGCAGGCCACCCACCUCAGUGGUCUAAAUAAGUUCUGGUACUGUAGAUAAAUACGCUUUAGAUACCAAAUAAAACAUUAAAUUAAAAUUUGUUAGAUAACUAAGCUUUUGAUGGAAAAAAUUAGUACUAGAAAACAAACCUUUUCUUUUAUGGUUGAACACAUGGAGCUUGAUUUAUCAGCAAUCAUUUUGGAGUGUGUUUGGUGUGGACGAAAAUAUUUUCGAAAAAUGUUUUUCUAAUUUUUUUCAUGUUUGGGUGGUCAACUUUUUUCAAAUACUCCUUUUUUCAACUUUAACCAAAUACUAAUUUUUUCAACUUUAAUCAAAUAUUUGUUCAACUGGAGCUGAAGCAUUAUACACGAUCUUGUAUUGAUAAUCAAGAGUAUAAAGAAUAUAGGCAUAAUACAUAAACAGACACUCAAACUUGGCCUCAGUUGAUAACUAUGCACUCUAACUUUGAGGAUGCACAUCUAGAUAUCUUAACUCGUUUUCAUUCUGUGGGUUGAACAAUCUAACCUACAAAAUGAUUAUCUAAAUAGCUUUAAAAUUUAUGUGUCACGCUAGCAUCGGAUGUCCACGAGACAUGGCAAGUUGAGGUGUCCAUCGGCUAUCAAGAAAAUAAGUUGUGAACUCUUUUUUCUAUGUUGUGAAAUAUCUUUAAUGAAGUUAUGUUGAUACAGUACACCUCAGCUUUGGGUUUCACAACAAAAACGUUGUAAAAUUAGUGGUCGAAAUAUCACUACUUAGAUUAUGUCAGACUGUUUACUUGUGGAAACGGGUAUUUACCCGAUUCCCUGAAUCCCGUUUCAUUCAUUUACAACUAUCACCCAACCUUCAUUUUGCUGAAACCGAUCGGAGUUUACGAGAGGAUCAAACAAAAUCAAAACUCGAAACUUGGAAGUACAAUAGAUCAACAAAUAAAGGCUGCACCGACCCGCGUGAUAGAUUGUUUAAACAUCAAAUUCUGCGGAGGUCAGUCAGAUGUCCAGCCGCUUGACAUUGGAAUCCCGCAUAUAUGCUGAUAAGGCGAAAGAUUUAAAUCGUCAGGACCACUUGUGGGCUAGGACAAAUCAAUAUGAUUGCAACGACUCACUCCUUGUUCUUAAACCCAGACACUGAUGAAAAUAAGCAACCGCUCUGAUAUGGAAAUGGGCUCCUGUUGCUAUUGUCAUUGGAGUUGUUAGUCUCCUCUUCUGGGCCAAAAAUAAGAUUUGGUGAUGGUGCCAUCAAAUGUACAGCUCAGCAAAGACGUUGGUCCAGUGGUGUUUGUUUUCCUCGGACGAUUUGCGACUUGAGCCAUGUCAGUUUGAUAACACAAAACAGAGGACGUGAACCACGACGACCCAAUGUCACUAGUUGAGAAAUGAUAUUAAUAUGAAUCGCUCAGCAUGUGUUUUUUUAUUAGUCAACCACAAAACUGCCUCCAAUAUGUAUUUGUAGUUCUGAAAUGACGAUGAGCUACUUUAUUAUAUGCUGUAAAUUAUAGUGGAGGCCUCAUUGUUUAAUAUUUUGAUUUGUUUUAGAAUGCAUGAACAUGAGUUCUGAAUAUAAAGAGGUUCUUUCCAUCUCAAUAAUUAAUGUCUUGAAGAAUGAAAGAGCUCAAUGGAUAUGGAUUCA